Molecule: messenger RNA, 1416 nt
Organism: Melampsora larici-populina 98AG31
Lineage: Eukaryota; Fungi; Basidiomycota; Pucciniomycetes; Pucciniales; Melampsoraceae
Exons: 3
Coding region: 1-1416 (471 amino acids)
Source: RefSeq, a predicted model, not a curated record
AUGGAAACAAGACGACGAAACUAUACGACACACCCAAGAUCCCCUCCCAAACGCCAAAGAAGAGUACAAAGGAAGAAACAAGUCUUACCAGAAAUCAACAACACUACCGAAAACUCACAAACAUUAUCUUAUAACAUCUCCCUUUUACCUCCAUUACCAGUAUCGCCUGUAUUCCCCAUCUUAAACGAUUUACCUCCACUACCUUUGUCUCCACUAAAUCUUACUCCAUCUCCACCGAAUCUUAUUCCUAAUCCUCUCAUACAAUCACCUGAACUCAAACCUGACUUUUGUACGCCUAGCACAGAAGAACCUCGAGUCUCUGUGUCACCAAUUUCAAUCUUUCCAGAACUUUCUACGCUACCACCGUUACCCGAAUCACCUACGUCCGACUCGGAGCUGAACUCCGCUCUCUCACGCUUAAACUUACACACCACAGACCUAACUUACGCUAUCCAACGUCCUACGUCGAAAUACCCUACGUUAAUCGCCGAAAGCUUUACGUCCAAACCAACUACGUUCAAUCCAUCACCGAUCACUUUUCCAGCGCGUUACUUUUAUCCACUGCCGACUAUGUCUACCGAAAAGAAUUCUGCCGAAUCGAAGCAAGAUGCUUCAACCAACACUAAAUACGUAUUCUCCGAAGACGAUGUCAACACUGCUCGGAAUGAAACUGAAAUGAUAGCUCAUAUGUCAAAAGUCGACUCACUAGUUUAUGAAAUUCAAUCAACUGGGUUUGUCUGGAACGCUGAUUCAAUAAGAGGGUUGUUCUAUCAAAUUGCUAUGCCUCCUGAAAUGACGAAAGAAAUUAAUAAAGAUUUAGAUAGCAAGUAUGACAGCAAGAAUCCAAAUUACAAAUUAGAUGACAUUAAAUCAGCUAUUCAAAUUUAUUUAACUCGUGAAAAGACUGCUUCAGAGACUAUCGUCAUUAGCAAUUUGAGUACUCAGGUCGAUGCAAUGUCCGUAGGUACUAGGCCACGUCAAUCUACACCUUUAAGAACCCCGACACCAAGACAUCAACCCUCCCAACAACGUUUCAACCAAUCUUAUGCUAGUCAGCAACGUUUUAGUCAGCCUUUUACUCCAAGACAGAAAGUUUCCAAAAUCGACCCAAUGAGAUGGACACAAGGACCUGUGAACUGGAUGAAUAGUAACGAACCACGUAAUCAAUCUGAAUCAGCCCCAGUUCAAAUUCCUGAAUCAGCGGUUAAAGGUGUGAAGGAAGGAGCACUUCAAUGUUUUUUCUGUGGAAAAUUCGGUCAUCUUUACAUUGAAGGAAAUUGUCCUCUGUAUAAUGGUAAUGGUGAUAGAACUGGAGCACAUUACCGUGACUGGCGAAGAACAUCAAACGGCAAGCACUAUAUACUCACUCCCUGGUCAGAAUCAAGCUUCAUCACGUCCAAAAGCAAACUUGGUUGA